UAUUUCCGGAAGUAAGUUGUUGUCUGUCUGUCAGACUUUCCAUAAGGACCACCCAACCUCAAAUCUAAAGCGCCGGGGCGACAGGUGUGUACUCAUCCACAGGAUGGCUCAUUGGUUUCACAGAAACCCACUGAAGGCAACAGCGCCCGUGUCCUUUAAUUUUUAUGGAGUGGCAGGGAGCCCCGCUGCCAACAAGAUAUGCAAUGACCUGAGGACUACCAGGGCCAGACUGCUGGAGAUGUUCACUGAUGUCACGUGCAACCCUGAGAUAAUGAAAAAUGCCACAGAUGCAUACUUCUCCCUCCUCCAAGGCUUUAUCAUCUCCUUGGAUGGAACUACACAGGAGAACAAGAUGAGGUUUAUCCAGAACUUCAAGUGGACUGACACCUUACAAGGAAACACACCAAGUGCCCAGCAGGAUGCAGUCUUUGAACUGGUCUCCAUGGCCUUCAAUGUAGCCCUCUGGUACACCAAGUUUGCCUCGAGACUAGCGGGGAAAGAAAACAUAACAGAGGCUGAAGCGAAAGAUGUUCACCGGAGCCUGAAAGUUGCUGCUGGUAUAUUCAAAACCCUCAAGGAAGUCCACAUCCCUCGUCUCAUCACCCCAGCCGAAAAGGGCCGAGAUCUGGAGCCCAGAGCCACUGAUGCAUAUAUCAUCCAGUGCCAAGCAGAGGCACAAGAAGUGACAAUUGCCAGAGCGAUUGAACUAAAGCACAACGCCACACUCAUCGCAGCACUGGCAUUUGAGACGGCAAACUUCUAUCAGAAAGCUGACCACACAUUGAACACCUUGGAGCCAGAGUGCAGUAGCAAAUGGAGGAAGUACCUUCAGCUGAAGCAGCACUUUUACAUGGCUUAUGCAUACUGCUAUCAUGGACAGACACUGCUGGCAAGUGACAAGUGUGGUGAGGCUAUAAGAUCUCUGCAGGAGGCAGAAAAGUGUUACUCCCGUGCCGAGGCACUGUGUAAAGAGUAUCGUCAGACCAAAGGCCCAGGAACCACAGCCAAACCAUCAGAGCAGCUGUUCUUCCUCAAACUGGGCGGCCUCAUUAAAAACACGCUGGAGAAGUGUCAGAGAGAAAAUGGCUUCAUAUACUUCCACAAGGUCCCAGCUGAGGCGCCUCAGCUGGAGCUGAAGGCGAGUUACGGCCUGGCUGAGCCAAUCCCCUUUGAGCUGCCGCCUCUCAGUGAGCAGUGCACUGCUGAAGUCUAUGCCACCUUUGACCUGACCAAGGGAGCCAAAAAUGACAAGGCCAAACCCAAGGAGGAGGAGGUGAAACCAGUGAAGGAGCCAGAUCUGAAGCCUCAGAAGGACACAGGCUGUGUCCUCUCCUAAACUCUUCGCACUCUCCACUUUUAGCCUCAUGCUUCAGUACCAUCUAUUGUAAUGAUGGCAUUCAUAUUUCUCUUUAUGUAAACCUCCAUAGGAAAAAUGUAUUUUUUUGUCAUAUUAAUCCAUGGUGUUUUAAAUUUAUGCUGUGUAUUGUAUUUGGGUAUUACAGCCAGUAUCCUAGCAUAUAAGCCAGAGCCAGUCAGCAGAAAUGAUGACUUUGAAUUAGGUCCUCACAUGUGGGAAUUACAAGUAAAACGAUGAUAAAUAAGCCUUAUUGGUAAAGUAGUCAUAUUAAUGGUGCCUUUGGCUGCAAUGUAAACCUGCUCACUGUGGCCUCUUGUACCCCUUUUCCACCAACAUGGAACUGGUUCCAUUCGGGUUCCUGUCCCUUUCGUUUGAACAGUUCAGCGAGCAGGCUCAGCGGGAAGCACAGUGACAGCUGCAUUCAAUGUAAUAUAGUUACCAAGUUAACUGCGCAGAUGGGGGAUCUGAAACAUUUUUUGCUGACACUAGAUAUUACACAAAAGCCAGAGACUGUGUCGCGUUAAGUUGCAGUGAGCUGUAAACUCACCACUUCUCAGCAGAAGAAAAGAGAUAAUGUUAUCUCAGAGCCUUAUGAUGCAGAGUCUCUCCUCAUCUCUGUUGCUGCAUCCCCAGCUACCUGUAACAAAGAGUAGCGUGAAAGCAAAGGGCGCUCACUCUGUAGCAAAAUCUGGGGGCCAAAACUCCCCCAGAAGUACACUGAACAACACACUGACUAGUAAAAAAAAAAAGACUGCUUGACAUGAAGCAAUCUCAGUCGAUUCAGGGGUCUCUGACUGAUGGUUCGAAUCUCCAACUUUAAGGGGGCAGCCCUAUAGUCCAUGCUUGUUUAUUGGAUAAAAACAAAUAUCUGUAAUAAUAGAACAAAGCUCACGGGUAAUCAAUGAGAUCCACCAUCUUGUUACCACUAACUACUGGUGAUGGCCAAAUGAAGCCUCAUGAAGCAUUGUCUUUGUUUUAUAAGCCUGCUAGAUGAUGCUUUUUGUUCAACAAAUGGUUGAAAGCACACUGAAUUGCCAUCCUUUGAGCCUCUUUCUUUAAACCCGAGAGCGCUGUCUAGUGGGCUCAUAAAAUAAAGAAAAUGCUUCAUGAGGCUUCAUUUGGCUAUCACUACUGUCUACGUCUGCUGUGCAUUGUGCAACACCAUCCAACCUCGAUGACAGUGUUGCCUCUCAAUACUGGUGGACCAAGGUUCCAAAAACCUGAACAGAACCGGUUCAAGAACGAGAACUGAUUUGGUGUAAAAGGGGUAUUACAGAAGUGUCUGGUUUUCACCUUUCUGGCCCUAGAGUGCUCUGGUCUAAUUAAAGAGGACUCAAAUAUCGGACACUAGCCUACUAAACAUGCUGAGAAACGGCCUCAAGAUAUGGAUCUAAACAAAGACACAGCAGAAAACUCCGGAAACUCACAAUCAGCCUGUAUCUUAAAAUACUGUUAGAUGAUUUGAAUGCAUUUCAACACAUGAUACUGAACAAAAUUGAAAUUUAAAUCAGUAGUGGACAGACAAAAAGAACAGGACUGCAUGUGUCAUUGCUGGUGCAUUUGGUUUAUAUUAGCUGUAGCAGUUUACAGUCAACACUUCAUUUGGAUCACAUGAUGUAUGUACUGUAGCUCUUUUUGUACAUGACACAACAUAGCUGUUUUUUUUUAACUUCUAUUCAUUUAAGAAAACUUUAUUACUGGAUCAAUCAUUCUAUAACAUGCCUAGGGAAUCUGUGAUAUAUCCCUGCUAGUAGUAGAUCUUAAUUUAUUUCUGUUGUUAUGUAAUGAUAUUUUAGUUGAAAGCACUUCUGACAGUAUACAGUUCUAUGUAAAUCAAAUCCUUUGUUUCAGGUGAUGUUGAUUUUAGCGUUUCAGUGGAUGCACCAGAACACCCACUAAUACAUACAGUAAAAUGCUUACAUCUGGGCCACACUGCCUGUGUGAGUAGCUUGUGACAGCUACCUCGCUGAACUGCUGCAGCUCUCAUGUGUAUGGUGUUCAGGAUUCCACACAGACAGUGUUGCUGCUGCAGAGCUGCCUGCUGCUCUGCCUUCCACAAUUAAAAGACAGUACUCUACUAAUUUAUGGAACCUGAAAGCCACUGCCUUGUCAGCACAUAUUUCACUUCACCUUUUAUCAACAAAUGAAGGGAUUCUGUCGACAGAAACAUUGUAAAAAACCUUUUAUUUUAAAACGGAAAUAGGGAACGUUGAGUUAAAAAGAUUAUAUUUAUCCAACUGUGACUGAUAAAGACAUUAAAACUGUAGUAAACUGUACGGUAUAAUUAUAAUAAUAUGAUUAUUAAAACACCAUUUUCACUUUAUAUUUUUGCUGAAACUGCAUGUUACACGGAAAAAAGGAGACAAGACUGCUGUUCUCCACUGAACAAAGAUGCUUACAUGCUUACGUACGUACAUGCUUACUUGUUAACAUAGGCACCAAAAACAAAUAAAAGAGGUUCUGUGACACACACGCACUGCUCUGCAGGCAGUGUGGCCUGGGCGUUACAAAUGUAAACUUUUCAAUUACUGAGAGAGUGCUGUUGUCAAUAGCUGACACAAUGUAUGUACACUACAUAUAUUGAGUGUUUCCUUUCCUUUAAGACAGAGAUUGGAGAAUGAGCAUUAUCAGAUGAAGUGUGGUGUCUUAAUUAUUUUAUGUGCUGCUGAAGAGCUACUCCAGCUGAUUGACUGACGCUGUCAAAACUCUCCCGCUUUGAAAAUAAAGUUGUGUCGGUUAAACUAUCAACUGCUGGAGACUUGCAUAUAUUGUAUUAUACUGCUCACAUGUACUCAUUUAUGCCCCUACAUGUAUAUUAGCUUCCCUGAGCUAGACUCCAACAGCAGUGAAAAGCAGACAAGCUGUCUUGCUGAAUUUAUUAUAGCACAUUGUAAAACUUUUGCACUUUAUGUUGAGUUGUGCAGGGGUUGCAGUGGGGAUCUGAUGGAGUUAUAAUAGCCAAGCCAUGUAAACAUUGUUCACUUUACGUGGAACAGCAAUUUAAAUAAUAAGAAAUCAGACCAAUGCUAGUCCUUUAUUCUUUCAAGGCAUCUGUUUAUGAAAAGGGUGUGUCCAUUCACUAUUCCACUGUUGUAGCUCAUUAUUCUUUCUCUAAUGGUGUCCUUCAUGUAAAAUGUAUUUCUAUAGCAGUAUUAAAUCAUCCGUAAAACUCCA
Molecule: messenger RNA, 4531 nt
Organism: Epinephelus moara (kelp grouper)
Lineage: Eukaryota; Metazoa; Chordata; Actinopteri; Perciformes; Serranidae
Gene: brox
Product: BRO1 domain and CAAX motif containing
Exons: 13
Coding region: 104-1336 (410 amino acids)
Source: RefSeq, a predicted model, not a curated record